AUGGUCAUGCUGAAGACUGUGAUACCUCCACCAGCCCAUAUAGAUGUAACUGUUUACUGGAUAGCCACACAGAGGGCAAUAAGCCACACAGAGGGCAAUAAGUGUGAGCGUUGCCAGCCCCUGUAUAAUGACAAGGCCUUCACAGUGGGGGAUCAGCUCAACCCUUACAACUGUAAACCAUGUCAAUGUUACAACCAUGCUUCAUCCUGUGUGUAUAACAGGACCCUGGACCCCUACCCUGACGAGCACAACAGGGGAGGAGGCGGAAUGUGCAUCAACUGCCAACACAACACCAGAGGACAGCACUGUGAUCGUUGUAUCGUGGAGUUCUAUAGACCAUUGGGUAAAAGUUUGUUUGAUGUAGAUGUGUGUUCUCCCUGUGGCUGCUAUGCUGGGGGAGUACUCAAUGGGAACAUGGACUGUGAGAAGGAGGGAGGGCAGUGCUACUGUAAGGACUAUGUAGGUGGCAGGCAGUGCAGUGAGUGCAAGGCAGGGUACUUCAAUCUCCAGCCCAGCAGUGACGUAGGCUGUGAGGCAUGUAACUGUCACACUGAUGGUACUGUGGGUGGAAGCAUUAGUUGCCAUGCCACAACUGGGCAGUGUAACUGCAAGGCUAAUGUUAGAAACUUGAAAUGUGAUGCCUGUAACUUUGGCUUCUUCAACCUGACUUCUACAAACCCUGAUGGCUGCAGCCCAUGCAACUGUGACCCCCUGGGCUCCAAUGACCAGUACUGUGACCCCACCACUGGCCAGUGCAGGUGCAAGGACAAUGUGGUGGGAAAGCAGUGUGACCGCUGUAGUGACGGCUAUUACGACUUUGAGGGAGGCUGCAAGCCUUGUGGGUGUGACGUCCAGGGAACGGUGCCCAAUACCAUGUGUGACAAGGUCACUGGUCAGUGUGUUUGCAAGGCCAAUGUGGAAGGGCGCAGCUGUGACCAGUGUAAAGAAGGGUUCUUUGACUUUGGACGAGAUGUAUCUGUGGGCUGCUCCAGUUGUGACUGUAAUCUUGCUGGCACCCUGAACAGCUCCAGUCUGUGUGACAAGGCCAGUGGGAACUGUGAGUGUAAGAGCAAUGUUCAGGGCAGGACUUGUAACCAGUGUCGUGGAAACACGUGGAACCUGAACCUGACCAAUCCUGAUGGGUGUGAGUCAUGUGAUUGUGAUGUCACGGGCACACAGGAAGGCAACGAGAAACCGCCCAAUGAGCUGACAUGUGACCAAAACUCGGGGCAGUGCACCUGUCUAUCACAGCGGAGGGGGAGAAGGUGUGAGGAAUGUGAAUCUGGUUGGUACAUCAACAACGUCCCUGGUGGUGGCUGUCUGAACUGUGACUGUCACCGGCAAGGUGCUAUCACUGGAACUGUGUGUAAUUCUGUCACUGGCCAGUGCCAGUGUAAAGCACAGGGGUCAGGGGUCACAGGAAGGAGGUGUGACACCUGUCAAGACAAGUUCUAUAAUUUUGACCCUGGAAGAGGAGAAUGUGAGCCAUGUCGCUGUAACCCAGCUGGUAGUUUGAAUGACACAUGUCAUGCUAUGACAGGGCAGUGUGAAUGUAAAGAGUUUGUCACCUCCCUCAAGUGUGAUCAGUGUAAGCCAGACUCCAGUGUACUGGAGGCUGAGAACCCUUAUGGCUGUAGUAAAACACCUCAGCAGCAGCCACCGCCAACCUAUAUGGUACUGAAUGCCACGUCUCUACGUAUCAUGUGGGGUCCACCUGACUAUCCCAAUGGGGUCAUCCUCACCUACUUCCUGUUUAGAGAUGGGCAGCAGGCUGCAGCUCUAGACCCAAAUGUAACCCAAGUGCUGGAGUACAAUGACACAGGCCUGGUUCCCUUCACAGACUAUGCGUACUAUGUUCAGGCAGUGAACAGACAUGGUCUGGUACAGAGCCCAGAGGCUGUCUUCAGGACACCUGAAGGUCCACCACAGGGCAGAUUUGACCUCAUGGUCAGUAAUGUCCUGGUAAACACAGCUGACAUGAGGUGGACGCGACCAACUGACCCUAAUGGCCUUGUUCUCCUCUUUACCCUGACCUCAGUGACCCCCUCUAACCCUGAUGUACCUCUGGUACACUUCAACAAAACAGAGGAAUUUGAGACCCGGCUGACGGACCUUAUCCCAUACACAAACUAUACCUUCACCAUCACAGCUUGUAACCUGGGCGGCUGCCUGAGUGCCGCCCCAGUGUGGGCAGUGACCAGGCAGGCCGCACCCACUGGACAAGGGUCACCUAAUGUCACAGCCAUCAGCAGCACUGCGUUCUAUGUGGAAUGGAAACCUCCUGCUUUGGCUAAUGGUAUCAUCAUCUUCUAUGAGCUGUGGAUGCAAGGUAUCCUGCAACCUGAUGGAUCUCGUAACCCUCCCCUCAGCCGAAUCUUCCACCCUGCAGGCCAGUACAACCCUCGGCCCACUGUCACCCCCCAGGAAAAUGCUCUGGUCCCCCCUAGCACCAACUUCACGGUGACGGGACUUGAGCCUUACACGGAGUACGAGUUCCUGGUGCUGUCACAAAAUGAUAUUGGGAAGGCCUCCAGUCCGUGGGUUGUGGCAAGGACUCUGGAAGCAGUGCCCCUCUCCAUGCCUCCUCCAGUGAUAUCUCCUGUCUCCAGCAGUCAGCUGAAUAUCACAUGGACUUCCCCUGAGGAAAGACAAGCCAGGGGGAUUAUUGUCCAAUACAGGAUAUAUGAGAGAAAAGUGACCAAUUUGACACAAAAUCCCUUUGCUCCUCCAUACUAUCAAGAGUUAGUACAUACUGCCCCAGGAACUUCCGAGUUCUUUCUCCAUGGUGGUUUAGCACCGUACUCGUACCAUGAGUACAUGGUGGAGGCCUGUAAUAGUGUGGGAUGUGUGAACAGCACUAGUGUCAGAGAGAAAACACUCGCGGCACCACCACGUGGCCAAGGCAAGCCAAGUGUGAUUGGCUACAAUAUGUCCACCAUGGAAGUGAAAUGGUCACCCCCACAGGAAUUCAAUGGACCUGCACCUCAUUACCUGGUAGAAAGGACCAGCACUGCCUUCAGUUACCCUCCACUCAGAGUGGAAUAUGGCACACGUUUUCCAGGGGGAGGCUAUUACAAGUUCCCUCCAGAAACUCUGAAGCAAGGUGUUGGCUUCACAGGUGUUGACUUGUGGUUUAAGACAUCAAACCUUCAUGGUCUGUUGAUGUUUGCUGCCUCUGAAGGUCAGCAGGAGGAGUUUAUAGCUCUACAACUCAGAAAUGGAAGACCCUGGUUUUUGUUUGAUCCACAAGGCUGCGUGGCUUACUUGUCACCAAAUGAAACCAUUGACGGCAACCGAACGUACACAGAUGGUGAAUGGCACCACAUGAUCGUUAGGCGCAGAGGCCUUAGUGGAUCUAUCGUAAUAGAUGGCAUGUUUGCAGGUGGAGAACCUCUAUCAAAUGGCUCUAAGACUAGUGAAUGUGCCACUGGGAACAUUAUAGGCAGUAACACUGGGUUGUACAUAGGCGGCCUUCCCAGAGAAUUCCAGAUAAAGAGACCUGAGAGAGACUGGAGAGCCAGGGUGAUGCGUGACAGUUUCCAGGGCUGCGUGCGUGACAUCAAGAUCUUACACCAGGAGUACCCUGAGGAGAUAUGGCAGCCCGUAGACUGGGCAGAUGCCACAGAGAAUGUGGACGCUCUCCACAGCUGGGAGGGAUGUCCCGUGGAAUUGGAGGCACCUCCAGCCAUACAGAAAUCUGAUACAACUCAUUUUCUUGGGAGGGGUUAUAUUGCAUUUCCAAUGGAUGCAAGCGCCAGUCUAGAAAGCACCAUAAAAAGGGGCAAUGAUUUUGAUAUACGGUUUCAAUUACGUACAGAGUUAAAAACCAGUCUACUAUUCUUUGCCUAUGGAGGACUGGAAACCUAUUUUUAUGUCCAAAUGAUCGAUGGUUCUCUGUUUGCGGAGUUCAGCACACCUGUAGCAAGAGGGUAUGUUCUUUAUCCCCACCAUUUGGUUAACUUGUGUGACGGUCAGUGGAAAGAAAUAUUCGUUCUGAAAAAAGGACAGAAACUGCUUAUUCAGGUGGACAGGGGGAAUGAACGCACCAGUGGGAAUGACAAGAUCACGGCGUAUCUGAAUUUGGUCUCUCCAUUGUACAUUGGUGGAAUUCCUAUGAAUUCAGAGUCUGAGCAGUUUGUGAAGGAUAACAACAUUGCAAUGGUCAAGGAAGGAUUUGGUGGCUGUAUGAAGAACUUUCGCAUCAAAGGUUUCUUGAAGUUGGACGUUCUGACCAAAUCAACUAGCAUUCUCAAUGUGAACAUGGAUGGCUGUCCCCCCUAUGUCCCCAGCUUGGCUCCCUGUCAGGCCUCUUCCAGUGUGUUUGUGUAUAACGGAACUGGGAACAUCACUUACAAUUCAGGACUGAAUAUUUUCACAGACUACUUGUACCGUGUUUAUGCUGUGAAUGAUGCAGGGAAUACCUCCAGUAGCUGGACCAUUGGAAAGACUAAGGAAGGGCCUCCCAAUGGUAUGUCUCCCCCCUACAAUGUGCGUGCCCACAGUGGGUUUGUCAUAGGUGCCCAGUGGUCACACCCUACUGGUAACACUGGCCUGCUGACCAAGUACAUGCUGCGAGGUUAUGACUGGAGGAACCUCUCCAUGGCACCAAGAGAGACAGAAUUCCUGAAUACUUCCAUAACAUAUGGUAAUCUGACCACUGCAAUCCCCUACACUCCAUACAAGCUGGUCCUGGUGGCGUGUACUGCUGGAGGAUGUGCUGAGAGCGCAGGAGUCAAUAUUACCACACCAGAAGAAGCACCCCUGGCUGUGUCAGCUACCACUGCCCUCUCUGCAGGCCCCACCUGGAUCACUGUGGGCUGGUCCCCCCCUCUGAGCCCCAAUGGGAUCAUCACAGGCUAUAUACUGCUGAAGGAUGGACAAGAGGCUCACAGGGGGAAUGGCCUCAAGUUUAAUGUGACAGGACUGCAGGUGUACACUUCCUAUGUGUUCCUGGUCCAGGCGUGUACUAGGGUGGGGUGCACUGAUGGUCCAGAGUCAGUCCUGGUCACUGCACAACUGCCCCCUACAGCCACUGACCCUCCCACACUGACUGUACUAGGAACGAGAAGAAUCCGGGUGGAGUGGAGAGAGCCAUCUCAGUUGAAUGGAGCAAUGGAGAGAUACGUUCUGUUGGUGUCUGUGCAGGCUGAUGAGACUGGUGUAGAGAUGUAUAACAGCACAGACCUGUACACAUAUUACACACUGGAAGGGCUGGUGCCUGGGACCACCUACCAUAUCAGAGUCAUUGCAUGUACAGGUGGAGGGUGCACCACCAGUCCCCCUAGCACUGCUAGGACAGAGGAGAGUGCACCAGAGGGUGUGCCUGACCCAGUGGUAGUCUCUCCCAGUCCUACAGAGCUCAGGAUUACCUGGGGAGUGCCUCUCUAUCCUAAUGGCAUUGUGUUGCGAUAUGACCUUUACCACAAUGGCCUCAAGGUGUCGCCACCUCCAACAAAUCGCAGCUACUACGUCAGUAACCUCAGACCCUGGAGUCUGAACACAUUCCGUGUGGCAGCCUGCACAGCCAAGGGGUGCGGCUCUAGCAAUGAGAUCUCAGCGCGUACACAGGAAGCACCACCAGAGGGCAGGGUGGUGCUGGAUCUGAGGGUCGAAGGCGCAAGAACUGUGAUGAUCAAAUGGACGGCACCUGCUCAACUGAAUGGGAAUGUCAGCUAUACUGCUUACUUUGAAGGCUACUUUUAUCAGGAUCCAGAAAACUGGAAUUACAACCUGGUCACUGAUAACCGUGGUCUGUACACCAGUGGAGAGUCUGAUACAUGGGUAACUAUUGACAGCCUAGUGCCAUAUUCCCAGUACAGGGUGACAGUCAGAGCUGCUAACACCAAGGGCUCCAUUCUCAGUAAUGAGAUGGUGGCCAAUAUGCCACAGGGAUCACCUGAUGGAGUGGCGCCCCCUACACUCACAUCACCAAGCUCCACAUCUAUCAGAGCCACCUGGCGGCCAGUGGGAAGAGCUAAUACAGAUACACAACCAGUGUUUCAACUACAGUUUAGAGAAACCACAACUGGAGCAUUAGUUCAAGACCUUUUUGCACAGCCUACCACUGCCACUACCUAUCUGAAGACUACUCUGACUCCAUACACUCGCUAUGAGUUCCGCCUGGUGGCCAGUAAUACUGUGGGCUCCACACAGACAGAGUGGGUCUCACUUUACACCAGACAGGACAAACCUGGGGCUAUAGACCCUCCAAUGACAACCAAUGUCAAGUCACGCUCCAUUGAUGUUACUUGGGAACACCCACUGCAGAGGAAUGGCAUCAUCACGCAGUACAGAAUAUACCAGAAUGACCAGUUCAGGGAAUCUGUUCCUGGGAAUGUUACCCAGAUUGUGGCCACUGGUUUGAUUCCAUACACAGAUUAUGUGUACAAAGUGGAGGCAUGCACUGUGGCUGGGUGUACCAUGAGUCCAGAGUCUCAGUCUGUCAGGACACUUAUUGCAGCACCUGAGGGUGUCCCUGCACCCACCCUGAUCUCUGAGACCCCCACCUCCGUCCUCAUCUCCUGGGGUCCCCCUACCUUCCCUAAUGGCGACCUAACAGGUUACACCAUCGAGCGCCGCCUUAGGAACACCAGCGCCAUCACACUGGUGGCCCUCAUUGGCUCCGCUAAUCCCAGGAGAUACGUGGACCAGGCUGCAGUGCUGACACCUUAUACAGAGUAUGAGUAUCGUAUACUAGCAUCCACUGUUGUGGGUACUGGGUAUGGACCUUGGGCAGUGGUGACCACACGCUCUUCAAGACCUAGUCCUCUGAAUCCACCAGUAGUUGACAUAUUGGGUCCAACAUCUGUACGUGUUAACUGGAAAGCACCUACAAAUCCCAAUGGAAUCCUGGAAUAUUACAUCAUCAAGUUUCCCAUUCCAAGAAUAGAGCUGAGAAAUACCAGUAUAUUGUCUCUGGAGGUAGAUGACCUGUUGCCUUACACUGAGUAUACUGUCACAGUGACUGCUUGUACAGAUGGUGGCUGCAGUGAAAGUCAGCCUCGUGUUAUCAGAACAGAAGCUACAUACCCUGCAGGCCAACAGCCACCAGUGGCGCUACCUAUUUCACAAACACUGAUCUCAGUCACAUGGCAGGCUCCACCCAAUCCCAAUGGACCUAACAUAAGAUAUGAACUGGCCAGGUUAAAACUGAGGCAGCCUUUGGAUGAUCAAGCAAUAGGUUUUAACGUCUGGAACAGUAUCUACACGGGCAGCAAUACCAACUUUGAUGACCGCGGUUUGACAGUGUUCACCACCUAUGUGUACAGGGUCACAGUGUACAAUGACUUUGGUCCUAUGAUCAGUGACAAUUCUGAGGAGGUGACAACUUCUGGGGGAGUCCCACAGGCACCUGCUAACCUCACUGCGGUCCCUGUCAGCCAUGUCCAGGUUGGACUAUCUUGGAGCACACCAGAUGAGGUGACCCUCCAAGGCUUUGUAGACAGAUAUGAGGUCAUCAUCAGCAGCCCUGCUCUAAACACAACCAAGACUUAUGACUCAGACACCCAGCAGACGGUGAUAGACAGCCUCAGUCCCAACACAAGGUACCAGUUCUUGCUGAGGUUGUACAUCAAUGGAGGGGCAAGCAUAGACAGCAGACCUGUGUAUGCUACCACAUUAGAUGGAGCUCCAGAAGGGCUACCUCCUCCACAGCUCUAUGUGGUCAGUGACACUGCAUUGAGAGUGACCUGGACAGCUCCAGCCAAACCCAAUGGUCAGAUAACAGGAUAUUAUAUCUAUAUCAAUGGACAGAGAGUGGACCCAGCAAUGACCACUGCUGGAUCUUAUGUACUCCAGAAUCUUCAGCCUUACACCAUAUAUGAUAUAAAGAUUCAAGUAUGCACAGUAUUUGACUGUCUGAUGAGUGACACAACUCAAGGGACAACAGCAGAGGCCAUAGCCCAGAAUGUGCUGCCACCUACACUUGAUGUGAUAGACUCCUACUCCAUUGGCAUCAACUGGACUGUACCAAGUCGCCCCAACGGGAUCAUUGUGCGUUAUGAAAUAAUGAGGAAAGCCAUGCUGCCAUGUGAUUUAAUCCAGCAACCAAUGACCACAGCAGUUCCUAGCAGUGAGAAGUGUUCUUAUAUUGAGUGUGGAAUACUGGAGGGAGUGUGUGGUAGUCAGUGCUUCUCUGGACCCAAGACUUGUUGUGGUGGUGUCCUCUAUGACAAUCGCCUUGGAUACGAGUGCUGUGGUACAGACUACAUUGCUGGAAAACAAAGUGCAGAUGACGUCUGCUGCGCUGGGAAGUUCUAUCCAAGACAGGACCAUUUCCAAUGCUGUGGAGGACGGUAA
Molecule: messenger RNA, 8298 nt
Organism: Lingula anatina
Lineage: Eukaryota; Metazoa; Brachiopoda; Lingulata; Lingulida; Lingulidae
Product: usherin-like
Molecular function (GO): protein binding
Source: RefSeq, a predicted model, not a curated record